AUACUUCGGAUGUCCUCCCCUGUUUUGGAACACCGCCUAUUUCCGGAACAGGAACUAGUCUGUUGCUGACGUUGCUCAGGACGAUGGCGUUCACAGACCAUUCUCUGCAGGAACUGACAGAUAAAGAAAUGCGUGAAAAACUGUCACAGUGGGACCGACGGACUGAUGCCAUGGCUCCCCUGACAGAGAAACAGUCGGACUCUAUUCUGGACAUCCGUGCUGCCGCUGAAACCAUCCCUAUUCCCUCAGAGUUACCCAUUGAGGACUUGUGCAGUCUGACUUCUCGCUCCCUGCGGUCCCCGUUCACAACGACCGUGCCAGCUUCCACUGAAGACGUCCUGCUCAAGGGCUUUCAGAUGCUUGACCUGGAGAAUGAGAGGAUAGAGACUGCACAACAGUUUUUCUCCUGGUUUUCAAAGCUACAGUCGAAGAUGGACCAGGAGGAAGGUGCUGAGCACAGGAAAACCAGAGACCAUCUCAACUGUUAUCGGGAACAAUGUGAUGCCAUUCUGAAUGAUGUCAGUGCUGCCCUGGAACACCUGGACUCACUGCAGAAGCAGUACCUGUUUGUGUCCAACAAGACAGGAACCCUCCAUGAGGCCUGUGAACAGCUACUUGAAGAACAGUCGGAGCUGGUGGAUCUGGCUGAGAGCAUACAGCAGAAGCUGUCCUACUUCAACGAGCUGGAGAACAUCAAUACGAAAUUAAAUUCGCCGACACUAUCUGUAAACAGUGAAGGUUUUAUACCAAUGCUUUCCAAAUUGGAUGACUGUAUAGAGUAUGUUUCUUCCAAUCCUAACUUUAAGGACUACCCAGUGUAUUUGGCAAAGUUCAAACAAUGUCUGUCCAAAGCUAUGCACUUCAUGAAGACUCACACUGUGAACACCAUGCAGAAUCUCACCAGCCAGUUAACCAAAAGGGAUCCACUGGGUUUGUCGAAUGCAGACAACGCCUUCACCCUCUACUACGUCAAAUUCAGAGCCGCUGCGCCCAAAGUCAGAACGCUGAUUGAACAAGUAGAACAGCGGGCCGAGAGAAUCCCUGAGUAUCAUCAGCUGUUAGCGGAGAUCCAUCAGUGCUACCUGGACCAGAGGCAGCAGCUGCUCAGCCCGAGCAUCACCUGCACCAUCACAGACCUGACCAGCCAGAACUACAAGGACCACUGUGCACUGGUGCGUAGUGGCUGUGCCUUCAUGGUUCAUGUCUGUCAGGAUGAACACCAGCUCUACAACGAGUUCUUCUCCAAACCCACGGCCAAACUAGACGAGCUGCUGGAGAAACUGUGCCUGUCACUGUACGACGUUCUGCGGCCGCUCAUCAUUCACGUCGUCCACCUGGAGACCCUGUCGGAGCUCUGCGGCAUCCUGAAGAACGAAAUGCUAGAGGACCACGUCCAGAAUAACGCCGGUCAGCUGGGAGCUUUUGACGCGGUGGUGAAACAGAUGCUGGAAGAUGUACAGGAGAGACUUGUCUAUAGAACACACAUCUACAUCCAGACUGACAUCAUCGGCUAUAACCCGGCUCCUGGGGAUCUGGCCUAUCCUGAAAAACUGGAGAUGAUGGAGAAAAUUGCCCAGAGUCUGAAAGAAGAGCAGAUGAAGCUCAUGGCCCAGGAGUCCUCCUUCUCUGACGUGCAGCUUGAAGAUCCCCAGCGCAGGAGAACCAGUAAUGCAAGUCAGUGCUUAAAAAGUAGCGUGGACUCAUCCCGGAUGCAGCAGUCCAUCUCGCCCGCUGACCUGCAUGGCAUGUGGUACCCGACGGUCCGGAGGACGCUGGUCUGCCUGUCCAAGCUCUACAGGUGCAUAGAUAGAGCUGUGUUUCAGGGCUUAUCUCAAGAGGCCUUAUCCGCUUGCAUCCAGUCCCUGCUCAAAGCCUCUGAUGUCAUUCUCAAGAGCAAGACGCAGGUGGACGGGCAGCUUUUUCUAAUCAAACACCUGUUGAUCAUGAGGGAACAGAUAGCCCCCUUCCACACAGACUUUGCCAUCAAGGAGAUCUCUCUGGACCUGAAGAAAACUAGAGAUGCUGCCUUCAAAAUGAUGAACCCCAAAUCUGUUCCUAGCUUCUUCAGACUGAACAGCCACAAUGCAAUCCUUGAGUUUCUCUUAGAGGGCUCACCAGAGAUAAAGGAGCAUUACAUCGACUCAAAGAAGGACGUGGACCGUCACCUGAAGUUCAGCUGCGAGCAGUUCAUCCAGCAGCAGACCCACAUCUUUGUGGGGAAUCUGGAGGACUUUCUCACCAAGGUGUCUGCUUUGAAAACCAUGGCCAUCCAAGGAGGUCCCACGUACAACCUCUCUCAGCAGCCCUGGGCCCAGCCCGCCAAGAUCAAUGACAUAGUGAUGGCUACCUACCGUGUGAUGAAGAGCAAGCUGCCGAGCACCUUACAGAGCAUGUCCCUCUACCUGGCCAAUAGAGACACCGAGUUCAUCCUCUUCAAGCCUGUCCGGAACAACAUCCAGCAGGUGUUUCAGAGACUACAGGCCCUGCUUCAGGAGGAAUACAGUGGUGAGGACCUUCAGAUCAUCGCGUGCCCCUCUAUGGAACAGAUUAACCUGCUGUUGUCUGUGAAUAAGUAGCCCGAGGGCGCGGUUGGCGGGAAGGGUUGCGCGUGUUUGGGCAGGCGGCAGGAUGGACAGCAGUGUUGCUUCAGCCCUGACAUGGCCGGACCAGGAGGUGAAUGAGCAGAAGUCGGGGAGACUCAGCGCGGGCGGAGCUGUGCUGGUCUCUGGGCCUCGGGCCGGCCCAGGAACAUGGCAGAUCUACACAGGGCCAAAGAUACAACUGAGAAUGUUGACGUCCAGUCAGUAGAUGGGGACUUUUUUCUGCUGAUUUUUCAAAUCAACUUGUUCAACUGAAAUUUAAGGUGUUGGGCUUGCUUUUCUGUGGGAGAGAUGCACAUGGACUAGCGUCAUCAGCUAUAUCAACUGCAUUUCCCUUUUACCCAUGAUAAUGUUCUGAGCCAAGAACCGAGUGGCUGGUCAGCUUGUGUAUCAGCCAACAAAGAUGAGGGAGAAUGAAAACAACACUAACCAGGCCAAUGGAGGAAAUAUAUAUUUUUUCCAUUAGUCUCGUAGCCGCUGCAUUUACACCAUUUGUUUCCCUUAAUGACCUGAGAGACUAAAGAGAACACGAUGCACGAUAUCCAGUGUCUCAAGGCCUUUCUCUGUGGACGCCCCUGGUGUGAGAUGGCCUGUGCUGGGCUGCAGGGCUCUCAGGUUUUAACAAGGCCCACAUGGUCCAAUUUUAAUAAAGAAACCCUUCUAACUGUUUUACUGUACGUCACUGGAUUUCAAAUGGAUUCUCCUUCCACUUGCUCUCUCCAUGAAUGUUUUUGUCUACUUGGUGCAUAUAUGUAAAAAUUACCCAGAGAACUAGUGUUUUUUUUAAUAUAUAUAUAUAUAUGCAUACACACACACACCCCUUGUUUUGUAUUUGGGGUGCUUGAGAACCUCUGUUGGUCUGGUGUUAACCAGCCUUUGCACUGUCAAUGAAUGGCAAAGUCAGUGGUUCAUUUGCCUAAUGCUACUCUCACAUAUUCAACAAAUUAAUUUAAACUCAUCUGCCAUAUUUUCUUUGAAUGUUUAUAGUGUACCUUCUGUAUUUAUCCAUGAACAUCUGGAUUAAAAAGGAUGACAAAUUGAAA
Messenger RNA from Esox lucius (northern pike), 3643 nucleotides. RefSeq names its product component of oligomeric golgi complex 3 (gene cog3). The transcript is spliced from 23 exons. Gene Ontology annotation, biological process: intracellular protein transport; intra-Golgi vesicle-mediated transport; Golgi organization. The coding region runs from base 84 to 2576 and encodes 830 amino acids. The record is from RefSeq and is a predicted model, not a curated record. NCBI's taxonomy places the organism in Eukaryota, Metazoa, Chordata, Actinopteri, Esociformes, Esocidae. Gene Ontology annotation, cellular component: cis-Golgi network; COG complex; membrane.